Messenger RNA from Musa acuminata subsp. malaccensis (wild Malaysian banana), 1784 nucleotides. The record is from RefSeq and is a predicted model, not a curated record. NCBI's taxonomy places the organism in Eukaryota, Viridiplantae, Streptophyta, Magnoliopsida, Zingiberales, Musaceae.
CUUCUUCGUCUUCUUCUGCCUCUUCGCGGGCGGAUCCGAUCGAAAUCUCGCCCAGGGUUUCUUCCUCGAGAUUGAACAGAAGCGUCGAGUCGCGAGGCACCUUCAUUUCAUCACAGUGUGUUUCUAGGUUUACAGCUUGAACAUCUUUGUGAUUGCCGGCAGUUUUAUUAAGGGAGAAAAGGAAAAAAAAUGCUGGGUGGACUGUAUGGGGACCUUCCGCCUCCUUCUUCAGCAGCUGAUGAAGAGAAAAGCAGUAGUUCCACUGUUUGGUCGAGCAGCGCAAAGAUGGCGCCGGCCACAUUGCGAAAGCCGUCAUCUGUACUUACACCUCCUCAGUCCGUUUUGAAGAACCAGCAGUCGCAAAGCAAAGCUAAAAGCUCAAUUGCGUCACAAAUGAAGACUCUGAGUUCUUCUGCUCCACCACCAUCUUUACCAGAAAAUGGUACAAAAAGCUCAUCCUUUCAGCCAGCUCUUGUCGGGGUAACAUCAUCAGUGAUCGAGGAAUAUGAUCCUGCAAGACCAAAUGAUUAUGAAGAGUAUAGGAGAGAGAAGAAGAAAAGAGCUGCAGAGGCUGAAAUGAAGAGGGAGCUGGAGAGGAGGCGUCGCGAAGAGGAAGAAAGGGAGAGAGAGCGUGAAAGAAGGGAACGAGAAGCUGCAGAGAGAGAGGAUAAUGAUCAUCAAUCAAGGUCCUCAUCAUUGAGUAUUUCUGGUGAAGAAGCUUGGAGAAGACGUGCUGCCAUAAGCGGGGGAGUUGCUCCAAGGUCACCUUCGCCACCUCCAGGUGGGGAGGGGUUUAGCAUCGGAAAGUCAGGUUCGACUGGAUUGGGAAUUGGUGUUGGUGGGCAGAUGACUGCUGCACAGAGGAUGAUGGCAAAGAUGGGCUGGAAAGAAGGCCAGGGACUCGGCAAGCAGGAACAGGGAAUUACUACUCCACUGAUGGCCAAAAAGACUGACAGACGAGCUGGGGUGAUAGUUAAUGCCAGCGAGUCUAAACCAGAUAAGAAGCCUAAAAGUGUUAAUCUCAAUAGCUCACCGACUCGUGUUGUACUACUCCGGAACAUGGUUGGACCAGGAGAGGUGGAUGAUGAGCUUGAAGAUGAGGUUGCCUCCGAGUGCACCAAGUAUGGCACUGUGACACGUGUCUUGAUAUUCGAAAUCACCGAGGCCAACUUCCCAACUGAUGAAGCAGUCAGGAUCUUUGUGCAAUUUGAGAGAUCAGAGGAAGCGACAAAGGCAUUAAUUGACCUUGAUGGUCGCUUCUUUGGUGGAAGAGUAGUGCAUGCUUCAUUCUAUGAUGAGGAGAGAUUCGGAAACAACGAGCUGGCUCCAAUGCCUGGUGAGAUACCUGGUUACCCAUGAGAAGAUUAAACGCUGACCAAAUUGGGGAUCAAUGUAAACCUGUGUGAUUUUCUUUUUUGGUAGAAGCUGGAGUCUGAUUUCCCGCAUUGGAGCUGUGCCACUUGUUUGGCAAAAUUUAGGGAACUUUUGAUGCUGGCAACAAUAUUUAGGAACACAACCAACAUGGAUCAAGAGCUGUACAAGCUAUACCUCUUGAGAUAUUCCUGAACCAUGGAGCUUAAUGUGAACUAUUAUUAGUUUGAGGUACAUAUCAUUCUGUGUGAUGCAUUAGUAGGAAAGUGUAUCUUUUUUUGGGGAAAAGUUGGUAGACCUAAAGACAUGCUUGGACAUGAUCCUUUUCUGGAUAUUGCUUGUUCCAUGGUUGCUUUUAUUAGUUAAAACUGUGAGGUCAGUUGUCAUAAUGAUUCAUCCUAAUGUUUUCAGCA